UGAUUGCUGCUGAGAAUCCAGUGACCCCAGCGCAGGGUUUAUGUGGCAGGUACUAUUGCUUCUCUCCGGCAGAGUCAGUUCACUUCUGACUCUUUCGUUCUUGAUCUCUAAUGCUGAGUUGCCAUAGGAUUCUUUGAUCAGCUGGCCAACUUGGAAACCCCUCCAGUGUUUUGACAGAGUUCCAGAAAAGAUGGCCUUAUUAAUCUAGUAGAAAGAACGUUAAGGAUGCUAUGAGGUUUAUGUUAGUCUGAUAAUGACAGAACCUUGAUAGCAUUUAAUAUCAGUGCUUUUUCAUAAAACUCAGUGUCCACAAUGAGUACUAACUUAAAAAAAAGAUAAAAAUAGAAUCCUCCUACCUUCUUAAAAGGCCUACUGUGAGUGCCAGUCUCAGUUUUCCUCCUCUCCACCCCUUGUUUAUUGUUUCCCUAUGGAAGUUUGCACCUGAAAAGGCAUGUGUUUCGAUUUAGAGAUGAUGUCUAUGGUAUGAAAUAGUGAAAGUUAAUUGAUUUGGGGAUGACACUUGCAGCUCUUGCUCAGGGAGCAUUAUCUAACCUACAGAGUUAAGUUAGAUGCAAUAGAAGAGAACUCUGCACGUGCUUUUAAACUCUUUUGUCCUCAUUUCAAAGCCCAGCUCAUUCUCGUAUUUUGUUAAGAAGCAAUGUGGUAUGACUGGGAUAAGGAAGAAAAAGGAAAGCAUGUUGUCACUUGAGACUGCCGUAGAAAUGUUUCCCAGUCAGGGUUGGGUGUUUCCUGUCCUUUGGAAGAGAACAGGCCUGAACAGUACCUUCCUCAUCCUGUAGCUGCAAGGAAGGCACCAUGAUCAAGGUUAGAGAUGACUUACUUUGCUGAUUUUUAGUUGAGUGUAAAUGAAACUAACUUUAAAUACACAAUGAAAAGAUGCUAUAUUUUUAAAGGACCUAUUUUGCAUAAAUUUUGUUUCUUGAACAAAAUGUGAAAAUCCUACAGAAUGAAAUUGCAAAGUCAAUGGGAGAAUCAGAGACCUAAUUUAAGUUUUGUGCCUGCUUGCUGGGUUUUGUGCACAUUAUUUAGUUUCGUUAAGCCUCAGUUUCUUAAUGUAAAAUGAAAAUAAUAUUUAUCUCAUAGAACUAUUCUAAAACUCAAAUAAAGGCUUUAAAGCCUUUCACACAGUGUCUGGCCCAGAGUAGCUAGGCUUAAUCAGUGGCAGCUGUAUUGAUAAUAAUAACAUAAUAUUAUUGAAUACUUUACUAGGCCAAAAAAGGAGAGAGAAAGAAGAGGACAUGGGGAGUGCAAGGGAGGGUGAUAACAAAAUGUGUAUGUAAAGUAGAUCACAUUAGGCAGGGGUGUCAUGAGGAUUAGUGUGAUAGUGACCUUGUUGCUAAGUGCAAAAGCAAAACAAUGACAUAAAAACAAGUAGGCUCAGCACUGAGUGGAGGAGAGGGAUGGAGGCAGACACUGCAGGAAAAAAAGCUGAUUAAAAAGGGGCCUUUGAUUCCACAGGCACAAAAAUCCACAGCCAGGAAUUUGCUGCCACCUCUGAGUCAGGCAGGGAUGUGGGGGUGGGGUGCACAAUCCCAUUAGUAGAGAAUGCCCAGUGGAUUUAGUCUGAGAGUCACAUUUCUUAUUUGGACCAGUGUAGACAGUAGCAAACCCAGCUCACUUGUUUCCUGGGACAGUUGAGUUAGGGGAUGGCUUUUGCAGAGCACUCACCGCUGACCCCUCACCGCCGGGACCUCUGUAGCCGCUCUAUCUGGCUAGCAAGGAAGAUUCGUUCAGACCUGACUGCUCUUUUGGAAUCUUAUAUGAAGCAUCAGGGCCUGAACGAGAACAUAAACCUGGACUCUGUGGAUGGUGUGCCAUUGGCAAGCACUGAUCAGUGGAGUGAGCUGACUGAGGCAGAGCGACUCCAAGAGAACCUCCAAGCUUACCGUGCCUUCCAUGUUAUGUUGGGCAGGCUUUUAGAAGACCAGCAGGUGCAUUUAACUCCAGCUGAAGGGGAUUUCCAUCAAGCAAUACAUACCAUUCUACUCCAAGUUGCUGCCUUUGCUUACCAGCUGGAGGAACUAAUGAUGUUCCUGGAACACAAGAUCCCCCCCAACGAGGCUGAUGGGAUGCCCAUCAUUGGUGGAGAUGGUGGUCUCUUUGAGAAGAAGCUAUGGGGCCUAAAGGUGUUGCGAGAGCUUUCACAGUGGACAGUGAGGUCCAUCCAUGACCUUCGAGUCAUUUCUCAUCAGACUGGGAUUCCAAUGCAUGGGAGCCAUUAUAUUGCUAAUGACAAGAAAAUAUAACAGUUAUCCCUCCUCUCUCUCCCUCCUUCCUUUUCUAAUGGAAUAUACACAGGCCUGAGACCUCACUUUCCCAUUCUUAAGUUUUGAAAGGUUGAAAGUUUCUAACCUUUGAGACCAUAGGCAUUUUCAUCAUCAAGUAGGGUUGGAGACAUGGACAAUUGGGCGUGCGUGUGUGUGGGGGGGAGCAUAAGGGAAUGGGGGCAAGGGCAGCAUCCUUCCACCUUAGUGCUCUAACCUUUUCUACCCACUAAGUUUAAGUUUACAAGGAUUUAACAGUCUGACAGGAUAAAUAAUAUGUUUAACUUUAGUCCUAGAUGACUUUUCUGGGAAGAUUGAAGCUUAAUUAAAAAUCCUGGACUCUAGCCAAUUCAAACUCUUGGAUAAUAAAAAUACUAACAUUUAUUGAGUAUCUACUAUAUUGUAGUGGUAUGCCAGGGGCUCUGUGUAUAUUAUAAUCUUCACAACAACCCUGUUGAGGGAGGUAGUGUUAUUCCCAUCUGGCAGAUGAGAAAAAUUAUAACUUGGUCAAGGUUACCCAGCUAGCAAAUGGCACACUUAAGUUUGAACCCAGAUAUUUCUCAUCCCAAAGGCUAUGUGUCCUUCACUUCAGAGGCCUGAUUAUGACCCUUUAUCACUGCACCUCUUUGCCACGGGGUUGGAAAAUACAUUCAAGUAUUCUAUCCUCAGCACUGGAAAACAAUCCCCAUUAUAUGUCCUGAUAGGUCAGUGACAUAAUUGUGUUAAAGAGGCAGUAUUUGUUGCCCACGCUUGGCAAAGAUGAGAGCAGUGGAGAUGUUAAGAUUCUGUUUGGGGAAAAGAGUAGGCUCACCAGACUUCUGAAAUUAGGAAACUGAGGAUGUGCAGUAAUACAGCCUGCUUUAUAAAGUAUCCACAAAUGUUUUGGGUUAGGCACAGCUCAUAGCAGCCUACCUCACGUUUACUGUGAUCAGCAGUGUGGCGAUACAGGCACUGUAAGCAAGCAUUCAUGGACAAUGGUUGGAAUAGUACUCAGGUUAAAAUGUCACAAACUCCUUUACCACACAUUCUCUGGACUUAGUCAUGAGGAGAGGGUGAGGCCCACUCUGUUCCCCGCGGGAAUGCCAGCGAUUCUGAAACAAUAUAGAGCACAGCUUCCAUGCUUCACAACAGAGGGGCAGGAUGCCCUGUUUAAUGUUCUUGAGAGAAACAGUGUGAAAGACAACUGGUAAAUGUGGGCAUUAAUGGAAAGGUCAUUUGUGGUCAUGCCUGUGAAACUAGUGGUGCAAUGUAAAUUCAAAAGUUCUCAGGUAUAAUGUUACUUCACACUACCAGUUAAACCCACCAUCUCGGAUGUGGGACCCAAAUCAAUUUAGUUUACUUAUUUGAAGCUCCUGUGCUCUUAAGUGAACCAUGAGUCAGAGGGGGCUAGCACACAUAGUUGCAUGAGAUGGGAUGGGGUGACCUAGCUCGUGUCUUUUUCCCACAAGGGUUUGUGUCCAAAACUCCCCGAGGUCAGUGUUAGGAGGAUUCUGGGUUGGGCACCGUGGCAAAACAGGACAUAAGGCCCUGCUCUGUAGUCUGCAUUUGUGGAAAUGAGCUUGUAUGCGUAGAAAACAUCAAUAAUGGUUGGAAUUGGGAGGGAGGCACAGGUUUAAGUGUUAGGGUGUUAAAAGGAGCUCAGCAAGGGCCCAAAAUCCCUUUCUGGAGGAGGGCAGAGUUCAGUUGUGUCUCAGAGGUUGUCUGAGUACCAAAUGAGAAAGAUGUGACUACAAAUUCUUAGUGGGGAAUGACUGAUUACAGACUUGCGGAAUCUGAAAGGAGUGACCCCUCUCCGAGGGUUUGUCCUUAUAUUCAGCAGAUGUGGCAGAGCAGAUGUCGGCAGAAGUUUCAAAAGUCAAUGGAACAUGGCUUAAGCCCUGAGUUACAUGUGAAGGAGUAUUUAUACAUAUAAGAGGCAUAUUUAAAGUGGCAGAGGGUCCAGAAGAGGUACAAGUACUAACUAUUGAAUGGGAGGAAAUAGGAAGCUCUAGAAGUCUCGAUUAGGUCACAAGCAGCAAGUCUCGAGAGUGUACUCCCAGCGUUGGGCUAAGAGUUCCGUACCAGUUUCUUCUUCAAAAAAACUUGCAAUAUGCCUCAAAAGAAGUAUAGAGAAAAUCCUUAGAAAAGUGUAGAUAAAAUAAGGGAGAAGUGAGCACUUAACUUUAAAAACAAAGUCAUAAGCGUGAAUGGAUCUAAAUGUGUAGACUGCAUCAUGCUUAUCUGAAAUGGACAACACCGUGAAGAAGGGACCAACAAUAGGUCCAUGUUCUAGGUGUGUGUCUUAAAUACAGAUAGGAAUAAUGGCAACACUGUGGAAGUAUGGUUUCUUUAAGGAUCCAGAACCGAAAAGAGAUUUUUGGCCUUUAGAUUUUAGUUUCCUUGUUCCUUAGAUCUAUAUAUGGAUCGGAUCUCUGGGGAAUCAUAUUUUUAUAUAUGUGUAAACUAUAUUACAUAAUACAUAAAUAUAAAAUUUAUAUAUAAUGUAUAACAUGUAACUAUAUAGUGAUAUAUAUGUUAUAUGUGUGUGUGUGUGUAAUAAUAAAAAGGCAUGAAUGUAGUUCCUAACCCCUAACUUGUAUUUUGUAAAGAGUAUUCCCACAGCCUGUAGAAGUCCUCUGCGGGAGAGAGAUUCUGUUUUCUUGAAUCUGUUAAGGAAUUGCAUAUAUGAGAGAAGAUAAACUCUUUUUACAUUGAUUUGAGAAGGUGAUUUGGAAAAAAUUUGCAAAUUGGCACAAACUCAUAGGCCAAGCAUCGAAUAAAAUUAGCUUUGAAAUGGGUCUGAGGGAAUUGAGAGUUUUUAAUAAAGUCAUAGCCUUGGUACUGCUGUCAUUCCAGCCUCAAACAAGCAGAGGACCAGUAAAUAUUUUAGGGAGACCUAUCUCAGAAGUGGUUUAGAAUGACUGAAUCCUUAGCUCCGCAAGUAGCUGAGCACCUUCUCUAUAUUAAUACUAAGGAGUAAAAUAGAAAUGCAGGAAGCAAAGGGGCUUUCACCAUGAUGAGAAAGGGACUGGUGAAGAGAAAAGGGGGAAAAAAGGAGUUUGGAUAUUACUUCGAUUGACUUACGGUGUGUGUGCAUGUGGGUUAGUCUCUAGACAGUGUUUAGGCCAGGGCAUUUAAAAAGAAUGGUUUGGCCUCCUGCUUCGUCCCACCCAAGAAUGAACCCUCUGAAUGUUGGUACGUUGAAAAAGUGGAAAUGAUAAAAAUGCCAUCUUUCCAUUCAAAAGUUUCUAUAGAGCUCUAAAGUCUACAGAUAAAGACAGUAAAAAUAUAAUUUGAUCUUUUGGUGAAAUGUGUGUGGGGUGUGCAGUAACAUCCAUGUGCAUGUGAUUCUUACAUUACUUGGAUCCAUCUAUUUUUGGCAGAUAGAAAAUAAAGAUCCAAGAACGGCUAACAAUAAAGAUCUCGCCUCAGC
This is a messenger RNA of Zalophus californianus (California sea lion), 5697 nucleotides long. RefSeq names its product ciliary neurotrophic factor (gene CNTF). Gene Ontology annotation, molecular function: ciliary neurotrophic factor receptor binding; growth factor activity; cytokine activity. The record is from RefSeq and is a predicted model, not a curated record. Gene Ontology annotation, biological process: positive regulation of tyrosine phosphorylation of STAT protein; ciliary neurotrophic factor-mediated signaling pathway; positive regulation of axon regeneration. Gene Ontology annotation, cellular component: axon. The transcript has 2 exons. Bases 1668 to 2267 code for a protein of 199 amino acids. Lineage: Eukaryota; Metazoa; Chordata; Mammalia; Carnivora; Otariidae.